UUAUGCAACGUUACAACAGCACUUAUGUUGUCAAGCGGGAUGGGCGAAAGGAAGAUGUACACUUCGACAAGAUCACUUCCAGAAUUCAGAAGCUGAGCUAUGGAUUGAACAUGGAUUUUGUCGAUCCGGUCGCUGUUGCAAUCAAAGUUAUCAGUGGCUUGUACAAAGGAGUGACAACUGUUGAGUUGGAUAAUCUUGCUGCAGAGACUGCUGCUUCCAUGACCACACAACAUCCGGAAUAUGCUCUUCUUGCCGCUCGAAUCGCCGUUUCGAACUUGCACAAGAAAACGAAUAAGGUGUUCUCGGAAGUUAUGAAAACCCUUCACGAGUUCCAUCAUCCUCAUACCGGAAAACACGCACCAAUGAUCAGUGAUGAGACUUGGGCUAUCAUUGAGAAGAAUGCUGAUAAGCUGAAUUCCGCCAUCGUCUACGAUCGUGACUAUUCCUACACCUAUUUCGGAUUCAAAACACUGGAGCGUUCCUACCUUCUCAAGAUAAACAAGGAGAUUGUCGAGCGCCCACAGCAGAUGUUGAUGCGUGUUUCUAUUGGAAUCCAUGGAGAUGAUAUUACUUCCGCAAUCGAGACCUAUAAUCUGAUGUCGGAGCGUUACAUGACCCAUGCGUCCCCAACUCUCUUCAAUUCGGGAACAUGCCGUCCUCAGAUGUCUUCAUGCUUCCUUCUGACAAUGAGUGAAGACUCCAUUCUCGGAAUCUACGAUACAUUGAAGCAGUGUGCUCUUAUUUCAAAAAGUGCCGGAGGAAUCGGACUCAAUGUUCACAAAAUUCGCGCCACUGGAUCUGUGAUCGCUGGAACUAAUGGAACAUCUAACGGACUCAUACCAAUGCUUCGUGUCUACAAUAAUACUGCUCGUUAUGUUGAUCAAGGAGGAAACAAACGCCCAGGAGCAUUUGCUAUUUACCUGGAGCCAUGGCACGCCGAUAUCUUCGAGUUUGUAUCUCUCCGCAAGAACACUGGACCGGAAGAGGAACGUGCCAGAGACCUGUUCCUUGCUCUUUGGAUUCCAGAUCUCUUUAUGAAGCGAGUCGAGAAGGAUCAAGAAUGGUCGUUGAUGUGCCCAUGUGAAUGUCCAGGACUUGAUGAUUGCUGGGGAGAGGAGUUCGAAGCUCUUUACGCCAAAUACGAAGCCGAGGGACGAGUCCGCAAAACGGUGAAGGCCCGCAAGCUCUGGGAGCACAUCGUUUCCAACCAAAUCGAGACCGGGCUUCCAUACAUCACCUACAAAGAUGCCGCCAAUCGCAAGUCUAACCAGCAAAAUCUUGGAACUAUCAAGUGUUCCAACUUGUGCACUGAAAUCAUAGAGUACUCUGCUCCAGAUGAGAUUGCAGUUUGCAACCUUGCUUCCAUUGCUCUCAAUCGCUACGUGACCCCCGAGAAAAAGUUCGACUUCGUCAAACUGGCUGAGGUGACUAAAGUUAUAACCAGAAAUUUGAAUAAGAUUAUUGACGUCAACUACUAUCCAGUCGAGGAGGCUCGCAACUCUAAUAUGCGCCAUCGCCCAAUCGGGCUUGGUGUCCAAGGACUCGCUGAUUGCUUCAUGUUGAUGCGUUACCCAUUCACUUCGGCAGAAGCCAGAGAUCUCAACAAACGAAUCUUCGAAACCAUCUACUACGCUGCAUUGGAAGCCAGUUGUGAAUUGGCUGAGUUGAAUGGACCAUACUCGACAUACGAAGGAUCUCCAGUAUCGAAAGGACAGCUUCAAUUUGAUAUGUGGGGAGUCACUCCAACCGAUCAAUGCGAUUGGGCCACUCUUCGCAAGAAAAUUGCAAAGCAUGGUAUCCGCAACAGUCUUCUGAUGGCUCCAAUGCCAACUGCUUCCACUGCUCAAAUUCUCGGAAACAAUGAAUCCAUCGAGCCAUACACUUCGAACAUCUACUCUCGCCGUGUUCUUUCUGGAGAUUUCCAGAUUGUGAAUCCUCACAUGCUCAAGGAUUUGGUGGAAAGAGGAUUGUGGACUGAUGAGAUGAAGAAUCGUCUGAUUGCCAACAAUGGAUCCAUUCAAAACAUUGAUGGAAUUCCAUCCGACAUCAAGGAACUUUAUCGCACAGUGUGGGAGAUCUCUCAAAAAGACAUUAUUGAGAUGGCUGCUGAUCGUGGAGCAUACAUUGAUCAAUCCCAAUCUCUUAACAUUCACAUGGCCAAGCCAAGCUACGCCGGUAUCACAUCAAUGCAUUUCUACGGAUGGAAGAAGGGACUCAAGACUGGAAUGUACUAUUUGCGUACCAAGCCAGCUGUCAAUGCAGUUCAAUUCACUGUGGAUAAGAAUGCGCUGAAAACUAACCAACAAGCUGAGACGCCAGCCACCGUGGCCGAGUCGCAAGAUGAAGGAUGCCUCAUGUGCUCCGGAUAAUCAUUUUUUCUUUCACCCGUUGAUCAUGUUUGUACAUUCCCAAAUUGCUCACUUUUUCACUUUAAUCUGUUAUACUGAUAACCCUAUUUUGCUCGCGGUUACUCAUUUUUUCUAAAGUUUUAAUGGUCAAUAAACUGACAAUCUGA
Messenger RNA from Caenorhabditis elegans, 2515 nucleotides. It is a transcript of the gene rnr-1, whose product is annotated as Ribonucleoside-diphosphate reductase large subunit. Gene Ontology annotation, cellular component: ribonucleoside-diphosphate reductase complex. NCBI's taxonomy places the organism in Eukaryota, Metazoa, Nematoda, Chromadorea, Rhabditida, Rhabditidae. Gene Ontology annotation, biological process: deoxyribonucleotide biosynthetic process. The record is from RefSeq and is marked reviewed. The transcript has 5 exons. Gene Ontology annotation, molecular function: ribonucleoside-diphosphate reductase activity, thioredoxin disulfide as acceptor; ATP binding. Bases 3 to 2369 code for a protein of 788 amino acids.